AUGAAGAAAGGGAUGGAGGCCCCCCAACAUGCGCACAGGGCAAUAUUAGCCUGGUUUAAUUCAAGAGAGUUCAACGUCCCUUUCUCGGGAAGUGGGGAGAGAGCAGAUCUCCAGUUACAUGCUGGGGUCUUAUAUACCCCAGACUAUUUAAUUUUUUUGUAUUUUUUUUUUUUUGUAUGUACAUCAUAGGUUUUUUUUUCUGUGUUAUGGCUGCAAUUAGCAGAGAUGUCUCACUGUUUGCAGCUGUAACCUGCCAAUUACUCUAUGUUCCCUCCUGGCAUUGUGCCAUCUCUGCGCUCUCUCAGAGUUAUGCUUGGAAUCGAACCCACAAGCUGUUCUACUUAUCUUAUUUCCGAAUUUCAAGCACAACUUGUUUUUUUCCGACGUGCCAUUUUUCAGAUGCUAGUCAAUCUGUUAGUGGAUAACAUUGCCAGUUGACAAAAUAAAGACUGGAAUAACAGCCAAGGUUAUUCACUAAAACUAGAAUUGUGGAGAAUUGACCAGGGAAACCCAAGUUCUAGAUCACAACAGGUGAGAUGUUAAAGUAAUGUCUAAUGUGGUUGAUUAUGUGACCUAAAAUUUCAAAUUUCCUUGUUAUCACCCAACAUUUCUGGUUUAGUUAAUAUCCCUUGCAUACAAUAUUUCCCACCACCAACUUGAUAGUGUUUAACUUACAACAUUCUUGGUACAAUCGAAUAAAUUGCAGCUUUCCCAGCCCCCUUACAAACAAUAUAUAAACUAUAUAAACUAGUAUGGGAUGCAGCUGUCCUCUAUAAAAUAAAUACAGCAUAGUGUAAUAAAAGAAAAACACACAGUUUAGUGCUGAUAAAAUCUUGUAAUUACAAGAGUAUGUCAGCAUAUAUAGAUGCCUCCCCCAAUUUGGGGAUGGGGGGCUAGUGUGAAUUGCUUGUUUUGCCUUAUAAUAGGCUCUCAUCUGCCGUGCUUCAAAGCAGUCACUCCUGUAAGGAAGACAUUUACGUGAAAUUAUAUAUACUGGUAUUAAAAAAAUAUAUAUAUAUAUAUACUGUCCAACGCGUGUCUUCAAAAAAAGGACGCUCUCAGGGAGCAGUUAUAAAACAUGCAAUGAUAAAAAAGUACAAUACAAAUCAAGUAUGAUCAAAAAUGAUUUACAUGCAAUUUACUGUUUGCUAGUAAAGCCCUAAAUGCCUGUAAUUAAUCUAUACAAUUACUGUAAAUCUUUUUUUACUGUUCUACACAUGGUAAAGCUUAUUGAUUACCAGUGUCUGACUCACACACAAUAGCUUUAAGUGAUGUUCUACUAAGUGUCAUAAACGGAAGAUAUAUCCUGCUGAGAUAACCACAGCACAGGCUCUCUCAAUUCACACGUGACAGACGGUACUUGUCAUUUUUUGUCUGUGUUUUUGCAGCCAAUGCUGAUACUUGUGAACGUUCAGAUCGGGGACAAUCCUGCAAAGAACUACAAGAUUAUAAAACAACUACAAAUGUAUCUCCGUCAGCAAACAGACCCCAGCGCGAUCCCCCCACUGUGCGCUUGUCAGGAUGUGACAUGAAUCACACUGAUCCCCUAAUGAACAUGGUGAGUCUGUUACAUUUGCGAUGCAGGUAUAUAAAUAAUUAUGAAGGCCUCUUAAUAGAAUUCUGUAAAAUGCUGUCACGUUGGAUUCUGAAUGACAUUACGUGAUACUGCAGAAUAACAUUUAUGUUAUAUUAAAGGCACAUUCAGAGAAGCAAAACUGCAACCAGGAGCACAUCAUGAAAAUAGUUAUCCAGAAAUGUACAAAAAAUAGAUAUUUAUUUUUUUGCUUAAUGAGAAAUGCUAUAGUUUUUAAAUAGAAUUUGAAGCCUUACAUUAACCCCUGGAUAGAGCUCUCCAGUCCAAAAUGAAAUCUGCUUUUUACUUUACCGGGGUGCUAGCAGGCCAACCCCCUAUCGAUUAAUGAAAUAAUUGUCUCGAAGCUGAGCCACUCUUGGUUACCACCCCCCAAGUUGCUUCGGAUUCUGAGUGUGUUAGAGACGAAUUCUCUGUCUAUCAUGCCUAUUCUGAGUAUGACGCGUGAAAGAGCAUGUUUUCUUUUGUUUUAAUGUAUUAUAUGUUGUGUUACUCCUCUCUUUAAAAAGAAAAAAAUGUCUUGUUAGAUAUAUAAGUAACUCUCUCAUAUCUUGUUGACUUAUAAUGUUGUACUAGUGACUAUAAUACUUGUCAUUUCCCAUUGACUCACGACAAUAAAAAGAGUUUAAAACUAAUUGAAAUGGAAAAGGGCUGAGCCAUACUGUCACCUUCUCUGUCUUUCAAAGGAAUUAGUAUUAUCAAAGUAUUCAACCGUUUAGCUUUCUCUCAUUUCCAAAUACAUUUCAGUGUCUUGGUACUCACUUCACUGACCUGGUAAGGAGGGAAAGCUGAACUGACAAUAGCAGGUACCAAACCUGUGACUGUGAAGCUGACAUUUCUGAAAUGGAUGUGCCGCAUUCCCUUGCACAAAUGAAUGGGAGACAUUCACAAGCAGCUUGAGACUUACACUCUGCAUGAGGAUAUCCGGUGUCGGCAAAAUCCCCAUAGGAAAGCUUUAAUUUAAUGCUUCUCCGUGGGGAGGGCCUAAUGCCCUUGUGAUGCUCGCUAUGAAAGCACAUUAGGUCUGCACAUAAGAUGUCCCUCGGAUAAGCGAAUAAAGGGUUUCCAUAGGAUCCUCAUAUGUUAAUCCUUGGUUAUGUUGGAUUGACGUUUAUAUUGUUUCUGUAGAUAUAUAUUCAGAAGCAUUUUUAAUUUAAUACUGUGACAACUUAUUGAUUUCUGUCCCCAACUCAGGACAUCAGACAAUCAGCAGAUCUUCAGCAAUCCUUUCUGUGCAGACUUGAUUAUAAAAGACAAGACCCUCUUGAUUACCAUGAGGUGUUUUCCAAGGACGGUCCACAUUUUUACCAGUUUACAUCACCAAGAGCUGAGCCUGAAAUAACUUGUGAGAACAGGGGCAAGCUUCAGAGAAACACAGAGGCUUUCCAAAAUAAAGAGAAACAAAGAAAUGUUCAAAAUCUCUCUAAAACCACGUACAAACCAAGGCACAAGCGGACUUGUUCACAAGACGAUUUUCAAAUGGUCCUUCCAUCUACACAUGAUGGUCUCAAACACCCCACCAGCCAUACAUUUUGCAAGGUGUAUGAACGAGAGACUCCCACUAGAAAACCAUUCCAAGAGAUCUUUCCUAAGCAGGUGAACCGAACAAGGCUAAACAUCAUGCAAAGACCCACAGGAGGAAGCCAAACUUCCGAUGAUGUUCUCUGUAGAAUAUGGAACCAUGACAGUGACCAUAAAAACAGUUCAAAGAUGUCAAGUAAUUACCUGACCACUUCUUCUGAAGAGCCUAGGCUGUGCUAUAGAGAAGUUACCCAACACAGCAUAUUUUCUGAAGACAAGUUUCAGAGUUAUCAUGGCCUUCCUCUACAAGGUUUGGAAACCAACUCCUCUCCUGUUCUCGGGAGUUUUCUAUUUGAGGAAAGUAAAUUUGUGUCAGAAACUGAAUCAUUUGUGCAGAAACCCAGAGUCCCAAGGCUAGAUCCACAGAUAAUGUUGCAUCAGAAUAUACACCCAUCCAUACCAAUCUGGAGAUGGAGAAAUAUUUGUGAGCCCCCCGAGGAUAACUUGUGGAGUGUCAAAUCUACUCCAACAAAGGACUCUUUACAGGCAAGCCACACAAGUAGUGUGUGGGACAGAAACUGGCAAAGUAGUGAAAACUGGUCACUCUUUCCUUCUUCUGAGUCCAUGGAAGAAGUAAACUCAUUUAAUAGUCCUCCACGUGAAAGGUCUCUCAGUAAGUCACUAUUAGGUAGGCUGAGCCCUGAUGCUUGGUUGUUCCCAAGAAUGAAACUCUAUUGAUAAAACUGUACAAUAAUUUAUCAAAUGGGGACAAAUUAACCCCAGACUAUUGUUUAAUGCCCUAUAUUAUCAACUGUAACUUUAAUAAACACUAGUUCAAUCUACAUCUGUAACUGCAAAAGUCCUGGGUGUAAUAAGCCUACAUAUAUAGCUGCAUAAAAACUGGAUACACAUUAUUCUAUACCCGCCCUAUAACUACAGUAAACACUGGGCGUUACCCUUUACCUCCCACUAUAACUACAAUAAACACUGGGCCUUAUAAUAUACCGCCCACUAUAACUACAGUAAACAUUGGGCGUUAUCCUGUACCUCCCCCAAAAACUACAAUAAACACUGGGCGUUAUCCUAUACCUCCCACUAUAACUACAAUAAACACUGGGUGUUAUCCUAUACCUCCCACUAUAACUACAAUAAACACUGGGCGUUAUCCUACACCUCCCACUAUAACUACAAUAAACACUGGGCGUUAUCCUAUACCUCCCACUAUAACUACAAUAAACACUGGGCGUUAUCCUACACCUCCCACUAUAACUACAAUAAACACUGGGCGUUAUCCUACACCUCCCACUAUAACUACAAUAAACACUGGGCGUUAUCCUAUACCUCCCACUAUAACUACAAUAAACACUGGGCGUUAUCCUAUACCUCCCACUAUAACUACAAUAAACACUGGGCGUUAUCCUACACCUCCCACUAUAACUACAAUAAACACUGGGCGUUAUCCUAUACCUCCCACUAUAACUACAAUAAACACUGGGUGUUAUCAUGUUCAGUUCCCUGUAACAAUAACCCAACCCUGA
Molecule: messenger RNA, 4650 nt
Organism: Pelobates cultripes (western spadefoot toad)
Lineage: Eukaryota; Metazoa; Chordata; Amphibia; Anura; Pelobatidae
Source: the annotation of a GenBank genome assembly